Gadus chalcogrammus (walleye pollock) is the source of this 1337-nucleotide messenger RNA. Its product is annotated as 28S ribosomal protein S17, mitochondrial-like. Gene Ontology annotation, cellular component: ribosome; mitochondrial small ribosomal subunit. The transcript has 3 exons. The coding region runs from base 154 to 621 and encodes 155 amino acids. Lineage: Eukaryota; Metazoa; Chordata; Actinopteri; Gadiformes; Gadidae. Gene Ontology annotation, molecular function: structural constituent of ribosome. Gene Ontology annotation, biological process: mitochondrial translation. The record is from RefSeq and is a predicted model, not a curated record.
AAGCCAAGAGGAAAAGCAUGGAGGAUUCGUAUUGAAGUGUGACCUUCUGUAUUAUAAACAUUAACAUAGUAUUGAGAGGUGAGAUGAUAUUUGAUUGACCAUUUGACAAAAUCAUGGAAUAAGAUUAGUCUCUGCUGAUCAACGUCAUUGUUCAUGUUUAUAGCUCAAGGUAUAUCCACAAUGUCGGCCAAGCAGGCAUCAGUCCAUGCCAAGUGGAUCAUCGGCAGAGUGAUCGGGACCAAGAUGCUGAAGACGGCCAAGGUCCGAGUAACAAGACUGGUGCUGGACCCCUACCUCCUCAAGUACUACAACAAGAGGAAGACCUACUUUGCUCAUGAUGCAAUACAGCAAUGCACCAUGGGAGAUGUUGUUCUUCUCAAGGCCUUACCGGAACCACGGUCCAAACAUGUGAAACAUGAACUGGUCGAGAUUGUGUAUAAAGUAGGCAGGGUUGUUGACCCAUUUACUGGACUGAAAGUCGAAGGAACUCAGUUUCUGGAGCCUUUUGCUGACCUAGCAGACGACCUGGAUAAGAAGAUGUCAUUAUCAGAUCAAAUACCAGAAGGGGACUCUUCUGCCUCAUCCAGUACAGCCUCAUCCCUGGAGCCACGAACACCUUGAGCUGAAAUUCACUCAUAUUUUUUAUUUAAUUGAAUAAUGUUUAUGUUUGUCCAGCAUGAUGUGUGGUUCAUUAAAAUGUAAGCCAGCAGAGGUCUGUUUGUUUUGUUGUUGUAUGUUUAAUGAUAAAGACUUUCCUGUCAUAUUACUGGAAUGAUGUUUUAUCAACAACUUCCAGAUCCAUUCUUGGUACUUUUUCUCUUCUAGAAUCCUGAUCAUGUAUUACUUGUGUCUGAAUGCAGACCAUCAGCCCUCUGCAGAAUUUAACAGUGGAUUGGGAUGUUUACAAUGUUUAAAAUAGCUGCUCUUUAUUUAUUGUUUAGCCCUGAAGGGAACUAUUCAUAUUGAUUGUAAUGGAUCUGUCCUCUUAAAUCCAAACCUCAUCGCUCAGUAAAUAAGUAAUAUGAUAUUUCCUUAUAUGGUUCUGGAUGGGGACAAACAGGCAAAGUGGAAAUGUCAAAAUUUGGCUCGAAGUGUUCAUAUUUUGUGUGGCCACCAUUAUUUUUUCAGCACUGCCUUAUCCCUCUUGGCAUGGAGUUCACAAGAGCUUCACAGGUUGUCACUGGAAUCCUCAUCCACUCGUCCUUGACGACAUCACCGAGCUGAUGGAUGUUAGAGACCUGGGAUCCUCCACCUUCUGUUUUACGAUGCUCUAUAGGUUUAAAGGAGACAUAUUAUGGUGUUUUCCCAUCAAGAGUUCCAGAAAACCUCUUUACAAA